GGCUUUUGCGAGCUCGACUCCACGGGUGGCCCGCGUUUGUGUCAAGGGAGGGUAGAAGAUAAGUGGUUUGUGGUAAAGUGUUUGAAGUCGGACAUCACUUCCGUUCCUGCCAUUUUGCUGCUGAAUUCGAAGGCAAGCGCUGUAGCUGCGGCUUCUUGUCUGGGGACAUCCCUUAUUUUGUCAUAACGGUACUCUCUGCAAGCAAAUAAAUAAAUAAUACAAUUAUAAUCAAGGAACUUUCACCCAGGGAUAACAUUUCUGCAGAAUGUCAGAUUUCGACAGCAACCCGUUUGCAGACCCGGACUUUAGCAACCCCUUUCAGGAUCCCUCUGUGACACAGGUAACACGAAAUGCCCCCCCAGGAUUGGAAGAAUACAACCCUUUCACAGACACAAAACCAGCACCCCCCGGUGCUGCCCCCAAAGUAACCCCCACCAGCAACACACAGCCUGCCAUAAUGAAGCCCACAGAAGAGCCUCCAGCCUACUCGCAGCAGCAGACACAGGACCAGGCCCGGGCCCAGGCGGAACUCAUGAAGCGUCAGGAGGAGCUGGAGAAGAAGGCCGCAGAGCUCGACCGGCGGGAGCGGGAGAUGCAGUCGCUCGGGGCGUCAGGAAGGAAAAACAACUGGCCGCCUCUUCCGGAGAAGUUCCCGGUCGGGCCCUGCUUCUACCACGAUAUCGCCGUAGACAUACCGGUGGAGUUUCAGAAGACCGUGAAAAUCAUGUAUUAUCUGUGGAUGUUCCACACGGGGACGCUGUUUGCGAAUAUCUUUGGCUGCCUGGCCUGGUUCUGUGUGGACCCAACAAGAGGAGUGGACUUCGGCCUGGCCAUGCUGUGGUUCAUGCUCUUCACCCCCUGCUCCUUUGUCUGCUGGUACAGACCCCUGUAUGGAGCCUUCAGGAGUGACAGCUCCUUCAGAUUCUUUGUCUUCUUCUUCAUAUACAUCUGCCAGUUUGGCGUGCACGUGCUGCAGGCCAUCGGCAUCGCCGGCUGGGGGGCGUGCGGCUGGAUUUCGGCGCUCACGGGACUGAACACGAGCGUUCCGGUGGGAAUAAUGAUGAUCCUCAUCGCAGCGCUGUUCACCGCGUCCGCCGUCAUCUCGCUCAUCAUGUUCAAGAAGGUGCACGGGCUGUAUCGCACCACGGGCGCCAGCUUCGAGAAGGCCCAGCAGGAGUUCGCCACCGGCGUCAUGUCCAACAAAACGGUGCAGACGGCCGCAGCCAACGCAGCCUCCACUGCUGCCCGGGGAGCCUUCAAGGGAGAGCAAAUCUGAGCCGCCCGAGACGCACCGUCGCCACCCCCACCCCCCAACCCCACCCAACCGCACUCAUCGCCCCGCCCCCUCACAGUCACCCUCCGCCCUCCUGUCCAGUGCGGAGACUAGACUCUGCCUCUUUUUUAUGCACUCCAGUGACUGUGACUCCGCCCCUUUCACACGACUCCGCAUGUCUUUUAACCUGUCCUUUAACGUGUGUGCAUGGGCUGAAAGCUGGAUGAUCGGAAAGCUUGUCACUUUCAGUCGCGUCCUCCAGUACCUCCGGGCUGCUGUCGGGGCUCUCUGGCAGGAACGAGGCAGCCGGGAGAGGGACCCGCUGCUGAAACGGAGGGCUGCGUUAGCCCUCUGAGUGCGGGACGGGUAGUUAGGCCAGAGAGGACCCACAGAAGUCCCACCACUGUCCUCUGUCCUUCCUUUAAUGUCUCCCCUGUCCUCCAUCCGGUUAUUGUCCGUUACACGUGCUGGAGACGUCCCCCCUAUGUUCCUGUCAGCCGUCUCUAGUCCUGUGGAGUAUCACUCUGUUCCCUCUUGUCUUGCUGAAAUCACUCCCCUCUUUAGAAAUAGUAUGAUACCGUUUAUUUUGGGUAACCAUUCCCUUAGAGACCAAUGGCUGGCUGAAAUAUUUUUUUAAUAGUUUCCAUUGAAAAAUAUAACGACAAAUAAAUGAAAUCCCAUGAUGCAUCGUGCUGAAUGAAUGAAUGGCACGCUGUUUAUAUUGUAGAUGCAUCUGUGUUAUUUAAUUUAAAAGCUCUGUUGCGGUAUGUGUAAUAUUUAUGCUUCUGGCACUAGCUUGCUGCAGUCAGCCCCGAGAAUUAACACUGGAAAUUACAAACGGUAAAAUGCCUUCAGUGACCGCCUUAAGAUGAACACAGCUGCGCUGAAGCAGUUCCAGACCUGCUGACACAGCGUACCACGUGCACGGCCUGAGGUCAACAUAUGCAGGCAUGUUACCAUGCAAGAAACUGCACUAUAAAGCUUGAAGUUUGGUCCUUUAUUAUCUCCGUUUUUAGCUAUGUCCAGGAUGCUACGGGGGGGGGGGGGAAAUCCACAGGAGUGCGAGGCCCGGGCGCAUGGAAUAGCCACAGACGUUUGAAGUAAACCACAUUCCCUGCAAAACCGUCUGUUGUCUGAAAUUGUUUCCAUAGCUUAUAAAAGUAUAGACAUGCAGAGUUUGUUUAAUGAGGUGUCAGAAAAUCGCAUGAACAUUCCAACCACCCUCAUGGUUGAAAAAAAAUGUAAUUGUUCUGUGAAUUGAUACAUAUUGGCAAAUUUACCUAUAGCUGUAAUAGUAAGACAGUAAUAGCUGUGAAGCUAUAAUGUUUAUUUGUUUAUCUGACCGAGAAGGUCCUUUCCCCCUCAUUAUAUCAAGGAUGCAUCUGCAGCCACACAUUUCAUUGAGUUCAUCUACUUGAAUACAGCCAUUACUGAUGAAAGCUACAGUGUGCACCAUGAAGCACGUUUACUCCUGCAACCGAAUCAGGAGUGUCAGGUUAAAGCAUUUUUGAGCCAUGUGUGUUUCCCUGCUCUCGGUUCACUCUGUGGGAUGCAGACAGGCAUCGAGGCGGAGAGCACACUGCUCUGCCAUUAACCUGGAAUCUGAAGGGUGCAUCUAAGGCAGCAAGGUAAUCAAAUCUUGGAAUGCUCUGCCACACUUGCAGGCUAUGUUCUGGUGUCUGUUUCAGAUGGUCUAAAAGAGCCUGGAUUACAAUAACACUUCCCUGCCUGAAUGAGAGUUGUUUCCCUAAAUAAUUUCUGUGGUCCUUUUUGAUCUCUUUUCCAUCAUACCACUCCUACAUUACCCCUUCACUCCUACAUACCACUUCUGCAAUCAAUUGUUAGAUUUGAAUGGUGUCAAAGCACUCCUUCAGAUCUGACAACUCUUGCCUUCAACAGACUGGUUUUUUGCAUAUUAUUUUUCUUACCCCAAUGGGAUAAUUCCAUGGGAGGAAAUGUACACCACUGUGCAAAAUGACAAACCCUAGCUCAGAGUAAAUGGGCCAAAUGUAUGGAAAUGACUCUACAGUUGUGACAGGUCUGUAGUUCUCUGGGCUUUGCUUCAUCCUCUUAUUGUACACAGUUCAUACGUACUCUGAUCUACAGACAGCCCAUAAAUAGGCCACACCCCCAUGUUUGGGGAAAACAGUCUGUUACACUGCAUAGAGUUAGCAUUGGCAAUCUGGAUUGUUGUGUGGUGAGCUGUACAAAUAAUGAAGCCAAGUUAAGUUUUGUGUCCUCCUGUGCAAAAAGACAGAGCCAAAGUGGAUUUGGGGCAUUGGACGUGAGGGGAAAGGAGGAAAACUAUGGGAUCCUGAAUCAAGGUACAUCUAUAUUUGUAGUGAGUUAGCCAUUUUUUCACCAGCAAGUACUUAUAACUUAAUUUAAUUAGCUGCAAGAGGCGGUGUCAGAAAUGGUCAUUUAUAUGUGUGUUUCAUUUGCUUUAGUAUGUGAUGUGACAUGUAACUAGAUAGCAAGGUUACAUGUCUCAUCAAGUCCUAUAGAAACAAUGUUAGCUAGCUAGCUAUCAUUUUUAUGAUAGCUGCUUUUAACGUAAGCAUCUUCACUUCAGCUAGCUAGCUUGCUCACCAUCUGCAGACUUAACUAAUGUUAUGGUGAGCAAGCUCGCUAGUUGAAGUGCAGAUGAUAACGUAAGUUGAAAGCAGCUAGCUAUCAUAAGUUGUUUCUUUCGGGUGUGAUGUGACAUGCAUCACUGCUAUCUAGUUACAUAUCACCUCACAUCCUCAAGAAACAAAUAUACAAAUGAUCAUUUCUGACACAGCCUCUUAUAGCUAAUGAAAGUUAUAAAUACUUACUAGUGACAAAUUUCCUAACUUUCUACAAAAAUAGAUGUGCCUUGAUUCAGGAUCCCAAAGUUUUCCUCUUUUCUGCUCACUUUCAAUUUCCUGAAUCUGCCUUUUUCUCCCCAUUGGCUUGUUCCUUUUGCACGAGAGCACAAAAACCUUCAGAUAUGGGUUCUUAGCCUUGUUUGUAUGACAACCUUUUGGCAUUUUCACAAUCUUGAAAAUACACCUACUGCUAAUAACUCUAUGGAGGGCAACAGAUUUUUUCCCCCCUAUUGUGGGCGUGCCUUUAUUGUGUGACACUGUGGUCAGUUGUAUUUCUGAUUAAAGAUUAGCCGUAGAAGCAGAAGUCAAAGGAAACUAAAUGACCACUUUCUCAAUGUGCUGACUCUGCUUUGUCAGUUCAUCCUGUUAACUGAUGUUUCCUGGGUGUCAGAGAGACACUGUGGUUGUUUGAGUGUGGAGUUUCUCUCCUGUCAUUCCUCAUUUACCUCUCAUCACCUCAAACUCCACUGCCCCCCCCCCCCCAUCCCCCCCAUUCACCCACUACUUGUUCUGACUGGCUGUCCCAUGUGUCAGUCAGUGUGUCUGUGGUCAUUACACUGAUAUGUGAAUGUGUGAUUAUGAGUGUCUAUCACUUAAACUUUGUGAAAAAAAAUGCUUAAGUGAAAUAAGCAACGGUUUUCAAAAAAUACAAAAUAAAUUCAAGAAUCAAACAGCUCUUUGAAUGGAAGCAUAGAUGUGUCCCCUAAUCAAAUUCUGCUUCCAGGUGUCAUCCCUUGUUUGUUGUGUUGAUAGGUGGUUUGAUGAGAUAAUUGGUCCUUGGCCUCCAGAAUGUGUAUGUACCCUUUUGAAAAAGUGCAAAUGAUAUGAUUGAUUCUGUGAAUAUGAAGCAUAUUCCAGCCUUUUUCUUAGUGAAAACAAACUCAAAUAGGUAUUUCAACCAGUAAUACUCAGGAUAUAUGUUGGAUUCAUGAAAAUUUGUCUCACAAGAUCACCUGAAUUUUUUGGCUUAUUCACUGGGAUGAGAAUGGAAGGCGAGUGAAAUACGAAUUCAGAUGGAAAACAAAAGCAUAGAGACAGAAACUGCCGGCACCUUAAAACCCACAAAUUCAUUCUCGUUAACUACUGGUUAAAACAGAAAAUCAGUAAGGUUACAUUUUCAAAGGGUUUUGAUUUAUUGCUUAUUUAAUAUUUUGUAAACAUGAAUAUCAUGUCUCGAAUCACAGUCAGAGGUGAGUUUGUUUUAUUUAAUGUAUUUAUUUUUUUGUAUGUAUUUUACAUGUGUUAUCUACUUUUGUUUUGAUCUUGUUUUGGUUAGUUUCUGUUCAAGAUCCGAAUAUGAUUGAAUUCAGAAGGCUGAAAUGAAUUACAGCCUUGUCGAUUGAUGUGAUUUGAUUUAGUUUGUGUUUUUGUUUCUCUUCCGUGUUUUAAUUGCAUGGUCUGUAAUUUUAAAUUCUCCAUACAUUUCACCAGGUCAGUGUUUUUGCAUUCUGCUCCAAUAUGGUAGUAUAUCAAAGCCACAAUGAUUUAAAAUUCUGGAUGGCAAGUUAGUACACAGUCUUUCUGUACAGUGUCAUUGGCACAACAAUGUAAUUUAAAUAUGUUAAUACAGUAAAUAUCACUCAUCAAAGGUGAUUGAGGCCUAGCAGAUAGUCUACUUCCUUGUGUGUCUUUCUAAAGUAUGUGUUUAACCAGUGAAGCAAGAUUGUAAAUUAUCUUGUUAAUUUAUGGGGGAAAAAUUCAGGAUGUUGUUCUGGUUAUCUUUUUUAUUUUACUAAAUUGUGCGUGUUUUUUUAGCUAGAGCUUUUUCCUUUCUUUUUGUGGUUUGGGUGUGUGCAUACGCAAGAGUGUGUGCGUGCUGAGCUUCUUUAUGAGUUCCUUUUUUAAUAAAUUCAAGCAAAUGGCACACAAAUGUUCCAAUUAAAAUAUUUUUUUUUUCGAGUUUAUUUGAUGUUAUUUCAUUUGAUAAUACGCAGUUCAAAUUGGGAAUUUGAGAAAGCAAGUCCGCUAGCGCCAUUUGACUUUUCUUCGUGUUUUGCAGUGGACUGUGGCUUUAAGUAUCACUUUUUAAUCGAUGACACGAGUAUAGAGUUGAAACACUGAAAAGAAGACGUCAAGUGGUCACAAGGAAGUCUGUGAUUAUGGAUUUGAAUGAAUUUAAAAUGGACUAAGGGAUAUUUGUAUAUUUUGUAAAAUUGACAAUUGGUUUGCCAUUGUCCUGAAUUUCAUUGUACUGUACAAAUGCACUCUUGUCUCUCCCUGUUGCAUGUUGAGUAGUUUGAAUUUUGUAUAUUUAUUGUAUUAACACAAAAUAAAAUUUAAAAAACCAACUGG
Molecule: messenger RNA, 6414 nt
Organism: Anguilla anguilla (European eel)
Lineage: Eukaryota; Metazoa; Chordata; Actinopteri; Anguilliformes; Anguillidae
Product: secretory carrier-associated membrane protein 1-like
Exons: 9
Coding region: 266-1276 (336 amino acids)
Biological process (GO): protein transport
Cellular component (GO): trans-Golgi network membrane; recycling endosome membrane
Source: RefSeq, a predicted model, not a curated record